AUGGCUUCAAAAACUUAUUCCACCCUUGCUCUUUUCCUCACACUCAACCUCCUCUUCUUUGCACUUGUCUCUGCUUGCGGUGGCUCGUGCCCACGUGACGCACUCAAACUAGGUGUAUGCGCCAACGUGCUAAACGGGUUGCUGAACGUCACUUUGGGUCAACCACCUGUGACCCCUUGCUGCUCCCUCCUCCAAGGCCUUGUUGACCUUGAGGCUGCAGUGUGUCUCUGCACUGCUCUCAAAGCAAACAUUUUAGGCAUCAACCUCAACCUUCCCAUCUCACUCAGCUUGCUUCUCAAUGUUUGCUCAAAGAAAGUUCCACGUGAUUUCCAAUGUGCCUAA
This is a messenger RNA of Gastrolobium bilobum, 342 nucleotides long. Its product is annotated as 14 kDa proline-rich protein DC2.15-like. NCBI's taxonomy places the organism in Eukaryota, Viridiplantae, Streptophyta, Magnoliopsida, Fabales, Fabaceae. The record is from RefSeq and is a predicted model, not a curated record. The transcript has 2 exons. Bases 1 to 342 code for a protein of 113 amino acids.